Messenger RNA from Adelges cooleyi (spruce gall adelgid), 2052 nucleotides. RefSeq lists its product as uncharacterized. The coding region runs from base 669 to 2003 and encodes 444 amino acids. The transcript is spliced from 5 exons. The record is from RefSeq and is a predicted model, not a curated record. Gene Ontology annotation, cellular component: membrane. NCBI's taxonomy places the organism in Eukaryota, Metazoa, Arthropoda, Insecta, Hemiptera, Adelgidae. Gene Ontology annotation, biological process: cell adhesion; tissue regeneration.
GAUAGGCUCUUCUGUUGAUAGAGCGGAAAAGCCAAGGAGUAGAGGAGGAAGAUGAGCCUAGUUUAUUAUCAUUAGUUGCCGUUUUACUAUUGUCGUUGUUGACAAUUUAGUCGAGUACGAAUUUAAUUGGCGAUACGGUAUUGUCAGAGGUCUUUCGAUUAGACGACAUGUUGCCGCUAUAAAGAGUGCUCUCCGUUGUCUUUCUCAUAUGAUUGGUACACAGACUGUUGAUCAAACAAAACACAUCAUCAUUGUAAUAAUACCAGUAUCAUCUCGGCUAGACAGUAUACAUUAGUGCACUUUAAGAAGAAUUUUUACGCUAUUAUUAUUUAGCACGUCUGUUUUGCACCAUACAUUGAGUAAAUAUUUUAUCAAAAUUUGUAAAUUUUAUAAACACUUGUACGUUUCAUAACCAACGCGCUAAGGUAUGGAAUAUUUUUAUAUUCACUCUUGUUGUCCGGUUUUCUGGGUUUGUCUCUGAAAUGUCAACUUAUAUUUUUACAUAAUUUUACUUGUGAUAAUAAUCAUGAUAAUUUGCAAUAGAAAAAAAAUUGUAAAAUCGCUAUCAAGUAUAAUGACUAACCAGUUUCGGUUUCGCCGUCAUCGCGAUCGCACGUGCGUAGCUGGUCAAGGUUAAAUUAACAUAGUGAUUUUUUGUUAAAAAUACAAUGGAAAAAAAACUGGAUGAUCUCAUAAAAACUGUCACAGCUGUCAAAAGAUCAAAUGGAAAAAUCAUUUCUUCGAUAAAUUCUCGUAUGGAAAAAUUCAACCGACUAGACAAGAGAUUCGAUGAUUUGUUCAAAAACUUCUCUGUUGUAAUGGAAGAAAAUAGAAAUCUUAAAUUGAAAAUUGUAAAUAUCGAAGAACGACUAUUAUCUGUGGAAAACAAUAAACGUUCUUCAUCCGAACACGAUGCUAUGGAAGAGCUGAUGGACAGACAAGUAAGAUCGAAUAAUAUUAUUUUAUUUAAUCUACCCGAAAAUGAUAAUGAAAGUGACUUGGAAAAUAUUGAACAUAUUCUUACCGAUUUGAACGAGAAUAUUGAACACUUUACAUUUGCACGUCUUGGAAGAAUAAAAUCAACUGAUAGACCACGACCCGUGAAAAUUCGUCUUGCACACCAGUCGGAUGUGUUCACUAUUCUUCGAGCACAAAAACGCUUAAAGAAAUCAACGAAAUGGUCGAAUAUUCAUUUUUCUUCGGACAAACCGACCAAGCGGCGUGGUGAAACGGCCAAUCUCAGAAAAACACUGCAAGAUCGCAGAGAAAAAGGAAUAUCCUCUGGCAGGACACCUUGUGGCUACACAACGUCAACGAUCCGAAGUCCUUACAACAAUAAACUAACUGUCCAACGAGAUCAGCUGGUGCCCACAAGCAACCGAAGGGAUGUCAAUCUGAAUGACACACAACAGCUGCAAGUGAGAGAUACCAACCCCGGUCCUAACCCUGCCACACAGCCGAAGGAACCGACACCAACUGCCCAAGACCAACUCCUGGACAUACCCAAAGCACCGCAAAAAGGUCAAGGUUUCGGAGGCUUUAUGGACGAAAGCUUUGUAAAAGAUACCGAAGAAGACACAUCCAAGGCGGUGAACUUGUACCAGAAUAAAAAACUUUUGUCGCAAGGCAUGAUGGACGUAGCUCUGUUUUCGGCCAACGCAAACCAAUUGAGAUACGUGAUCGAAUCCGGCGGCGGCGUGUUGAGCUGUAUUUGCAUAGGUCUUCUAUUAGCCAGUAUUUCCCUUCAGAUUCUGGUCGGUAUAGCACUUCAUUUGAGCGUCAGAUACAACGUAACGAACUGCGAACAGCGGAAAUUAGCAUUCAGAUUUGGCAAUUAUGUCAUUGUGGGCAUAUUUCUAAUAACAGCCCUUAACGUUUUCAUAACAGCAUUUGGAGGACCUUCGCCGGCGGCACCCGUUGUGCCAAUUAUGGGCAGAAUGGGCGAUUCAUUGGAAACCGUUGUCGCAUCAACAACCGUUCAACCGGGCGAAUUACCAAAAUAAACGUGUAAACCAGUUUAAUUCGUCUUUAAAAUAGAUUUUUUAAAAUUAA